Molecule: messenger RNA, 780 nt
Organism: Suillus subalutaceus
Lineage: Eukaryota; Fungi; Basidiomycota; Agaricomycetes; Boletales; Suillaceae
Exons: 3
Coding region: 1-780 (259 amino acids)
Source: RefSeq, a predicted model, not a curated record
AUGGCAUUCCAUUUCGCGAAAGAUGAUGAGUAUAUGCUUCAUGUCAGUGCGUCGAGUGAAGCCAUAUCGUGCUUUACGCACGGACUGGGCAUGGGCCCUGACCCUCUCGAACUGCACUGGGAUAUGACGACCACACACAACUCCAAGUGGAAUCAAAGAGUAAUUGAUAUUCUCUGUUCCCAGUAUACUUGCACAUUUGAGACAAACCAAUUGGCCUCAAGAUCUCCUCAGUCCAUCAAAAACGAUAUUACAAAGAAAUUCAAUCAAUGCCGCAAUUCCUGGAGAAAAGCCCAGCCUCGUGUGCUCAGCGAUGGCACUUGUGAGACUAUGCAAGAAGUAGGAGACCGACUCGUGGAUCAGACCAACAAGCGAUUGCGGGUCACUAGGGUCCUCACUCACAGGGCGACGAAGUUCGAAACUUGUAAGAAAAUCACGUCGGCCCUGCUCAGUGACAGGAUAGUGACUGGAAAGGAUGACCAGGCUGUAUGGGCAUAUCUACAAUCCCUUGUGGAGACUCUUGGCAAAGAUGGCAUGAGCUCUGAUGAGAGUGAGCAUGAAGAUGGUGAAGUUCAGCGGUUGGCGGGUGUCGUGAACUUCACUCCCCGCGGAAGCAAACCCGCAAAGCAUUUUCGCAACGCGAUCCAAGAGUCUUCUCGCCCAGCAAUCGAAGGCUUACCGAGGGUGUUAUACAAUUCAUUAUGGUUGAAUGACCAAUCUCCUUCAUUCACAGUAUCUGACAAGAAGCUUCAGAGGAUGGAAAUUAUCCUUUCCCGCCAGUGA